AUGAUACCAUUAGGAAAUACAAUUCACCAGACAAUAUCUGAUUACACACCAGCAGAGAGUAAUGAUCGACGAUCCUUUGGAGUUCAAACAACAACAACAACAAGCAGAAGUGUUUAUCAUUUACAUCCCACAUCUUUACAUGGAGAAGUUAAACCGCUUACAUACAGUUCACCUAAUGAAUUACCAGGAAAUAUAUCUAAACAAACAAUAAUAAACUCUAUGCCUUCUCUCUUAUUGGAGGGGGAUCCACUUUGUGUAGAUCAUUCACGUUUAUCUCGAUCUGAACAACGGGCUUCUAUUUUUAUGCAAGAUAUGAAUUCUCUUCUUACCUUUACGGCGAAAGAUAAUAAUAAUAAUAAUAAUAAUAAUAAUAAUAAUAAUAAUAAUAAUAAUAAUAAUAAUAAUAAUAAUGACUGGGAAAGUGAAGAUACUAUAAAUAGGAAUAAGAAUGGGAAACGUGAAUUUCCUUCUCUCAGUGAUUUAUUAGAAGGCCGUGUGUCUAUUCCUCCUUUGCAAAUCACAACACUACCAACACCAUCAUCAUCUAAUCUCUAUAUAGAGAGAAACCGUAAAGCCCAGCAACCAACAUGGAAUACAGUCGAUCCGAAUGAGUUUAGAAAAGAUAUUCACAUAAAAAAAAAAGAAAAAGAGGAGAUGCGAACAAAUAGUGUAAUGGCAGCGGCUUCUGCUUUUAUUUCAGAAACCGGUGGAAGUUCUCUGAUGUAUCCUCGUCUAUAUAAUACAGAGAAAAAUGGGAAGAAUUUCAACAGUGCGAGAGGAGUACACUUUGCGGAAACACAUCCCACACAUUCAUCAGAGAAAAAAGAAGAAACGGGAGAUGAGAAGAAAAAAAAGAAAAAGAAGAAAAAGAAGAUGAUGUCAGAUGAGAAAAGUGAAGAUGUGGACGAGAAGUCAAUGACGAUAACGAAGAAGAAAAAGAAAAAGAAGAAACAACAACAGGAAGAAACAAAAGAGAAAAAUAAUGAAGGGGAAGGAGAAUAG
Molecule: messenger RNA, 1002 nt
Organism: Trypanosoma theileri
Lineage: Eukaryota; Euglenozoa; Kinetoplastea; Trypanosomatida; Trypanosomatidae
Exons: 1
Coding region: 1-1002 (333 amino acids)
Source: RefSeq, a predicted model, not a curated record